AUGGCAGAGAUGCAAGCUCUCUCUACGGACGAGUUAUUGAGUCUGCUGAGCUCUCUGCACGAGCUCUCGUACAUCGACACAAACGAGCUCCAUCGCAUGCAAAAAGUUCUCAACAAAGACUUCAUCGGCGGGUGGGAGGGCACAGCGAAAAAACGGAUCCUGGCGAAGCUUCGCUUUGUGCGUGAAUGCAGUCGCUAUUUGCACCCUGUAGAGCUGCCCGCUCUCAUCAACGAGUGCUUUCCUCAAUCGUGCCCAGUAUCGGUCAUUACGUCCGCACAACAGCACAGGAGCGUUAUCACCGUCAGAUGCGUCAUCGACUAG
Molecule: messenger RNA, 321 nt
Organism: Phytophthora infestans T30-4
Lineage: Eukaryota; Oomycota; Peronosporomycetes; Peronosporales; Peronosporaceae
Exons: 2
Coding region: 1-321 (106 amino acids)
Source: RefSeq, a predicted model, not a curated record